AUGGCUCAUCUCGAAUCCCGCAAGCAUAUUUCGGCCGACUCGGGAUUCCCCAUUACGCUUCAUCCUCAUUUCAACGAGAAAAUAAGGAACCAUGUGCCACCAGAGCCACUCCGGGAGCCAUUUACCCCGCCCAAAGACCGGGCCCUUUUUGCAGAUCAGGAGAAAAAGGCAUUAUUCUCUGUGGCAAAGCAGGUUGAUCUGACUGAGUCUAUUGGAACUGUUCUUGAGAAUGUGCAGUUGUCUGAGUUGAACGAGACCCAAUUGGAUGAAUUGGCACUUCUUGUGAAUGAGCGGGGAGUUGUCUUUUUCAGGGAUCAAAAUCUUACUACCGAGAAACAGGUUGAACUAUUUCAGCAUUAUGGUAUAUUGGAUAAGCACCCUGCUCAAAAGUUUGUCAGUAUCAAAGGCAGUCGCGAGGAUCACCGUGAGAUUCUUAACUACACUCCCUGGCCCAGUGGAGAUUUCCACGCCGAUACAUCAUUUGAGAUUAAUCCACCUACCUACUCCCUACUAAGAAUGGAAGAGCACCCUGAAGUCGGCGGUGACACAGCCUGGGUAUCUCAAUAUGGCACUUAUGACGCCCUAAGCGACGCGUACAAAAGGUUCCUCGACGGCCUUCACGCCGUUCAUACCUCGAGGCUACAGUAUGACACUAUUCUUGAUCUAUGGGGUGCAGCUCCCAAUCGCCCUCCGAUUGAUACACACCACCCCGCCGUGCGCACGCACCCAGUUACUAAAUUGAAGGCACUGAAUGUCAAUCCCGGAUUUGUGACUGGGUUCGCUGAGCUCAAGAAGGCAGAGUCCGACAAAAUUCUCGAUUUCUUGGCAUAUCAUAUCCACUCAGCUGAUGAUCACUCUGUUCGUUGGAAAUGGGCUGUUGGUAGUGUUGCUAUGUGGGAUAAUCGUUGUACGCUUCACCGCGUUAUCCCUGGUACAUACAAAGGAGCUAGACGGGGUAUUCGGACUACUGUUUUUGGUGAAAUACCCUAUCUCGACCCUACUAGUGAGAGCCGCGCCGAGCGUAAAUUACGUGAGGAGAGACAGGAUGAUGAGGGUGUUCUGGUAGUUUGA
Molecule: messenger RNA, 1071 nt
Organism: Penicillium vulpinum
Lineage: Eukaryota; Fungi; Ascomycota; Eurotiomycetes; Eurotiales; Aspergillaceae
Product: TauD/TfdA dioxygenase family protein
Exons: 10
Coding region: 1-1071 (356 amino acids)
Cellular component (GO): cytoplasm
Molecular function (GO): 2-oxoglutarate-dependent dioxygenase activity
Source: RefSeq, a predicted model, not a curated record